UCCUUUACGAUUUUUCUGACGACGGUGCGGCACGACCUGUCUGGGAAUUCAAACAGCCGGCACUGCCCCUCGUCAUCUUGAUAUUCUGUGUCGACCAAAGUCUCAUGGCCCAGACACAUCGGUGACGACACUUCGCAGUCUUCAGUGACUUUUAUCGUUAAUCCGCCUUACCUGGGCCCUUAACACUUCCAGGAUGGCGCCAAGCCCGACUGCUGUCGGAACUCUCUUGCGACAAGUGGUCUAUUACCAUCUCGACAGCGGCUCCUACGACAAUGCUCUUUUUUUCGCCGAACGAUACGCCGCGCAAGACCCUCGAUCGAGCGAAGCCGCCUACCUUUACUCACUAUGCCACCUUCGACUCGGCGACUACCGAUCCGCCUAUGAUGCCAGUAAAUCGAUGGGAUAUCGUGGUGUGCAUUUGGGGUGCACUUGGGUCUUUGCUCAGGCGUGUUUAGCGUUGGAACGGUACAAAGACGGCAUCGCAGCUUUGGAUAAGGCCAAAGGCUCAUGGUCGCAGAAAAAUACCAUUGGCAAACACAGCGCAACCACCCGAGCUGCCUACCCUGAUACCCCUGCGGUUCUUUGCUUGCUGGGAAAGCUGUACCGCGGUUACGAUGACAAGAAGAGAGCUGUGAGCUGUUUUGAGGAAGCAUUGAAACUUAAUGCUUUUCAAUGGGACGCCUUCAAGGCUCUAUGCGACAUGGGCGUCAAAGUUCGUGUGCCAAACAUCUUCAUGGCUAGCGACAGCUUACUGCAGAACCUUGGUCAAGACUUGACAACAGUAAAUGCUGAGCUGAACCAGAGCCAGAGCACCAUCUCAAGCUCCUUCGAGCAGCAGCAGCAACAACAACCGCAGCAACCUCCGAAGAAGUCAUCUAUGAGACAUGUGACAGCCGACAUGGGGCCUGAUCCGUUUGGCGUUAGCUUUUCUGCCGCGGAUAUGACCCCCAUGACUGAAAACAUGUUGGCAAAUACUGAGAGUGACUUCAUGUCCAGGAUGCAAAAUGCUAGAUUCAAGCUUACGAGCUCAGCCAACCACCAUCAAAACGACAUGGAAGGCCUAGAGACUCCAACAGGGCCACCAGCGGAGGCAAUGAUGUCUCGGUCUAACAACCUGCAGGAACCGCCGCAUGCGCCCGCCAGGAGGACUCGAAAUGCCCAGCAUGUCGACCAGACACUCGAAGCGCCGCCACGAAUGAACCAUCGACUUGGAUCGAGGAAAAAUACUGCUACGCGAGAGAAAAAUAGCCAAGAACAGCCUUUGGAGCCCAUCUCAGAUACCCCUAGUGCCCCUACUGGAAACUCACGGUCUAGUGUUAUGUCGACAACCGAUAGGAAACGAACGCUUGCCGGACACCCAGUGUCACGAUCAGUAAACACGGAAGAACACGCUACGAGACGAAGCGCCCGAUUGAUAAAACCGUCGGGUAAGCCGAACUCGGCAACGUCAACUCCAGCUCCUGGAGGAGCCCCCGGUGGACGAGAGUUGAAAAAGGCUAGACCCCCAGUCUCUCGUAUGGUGCGGCCGGGUUCUAGUGGCUCCAACGCCGUAAGAGUUGUUAGUGGAAAUCGAAAGCCUUUGGAAGACCACAGCGGAGACGGGGACUAUGAUGAGAUGGUCAAGGUCAGAGAAGCCUCAGCUCCGCCCUCCAAGGUUACGGAACACAGCUUAGCAAGAUUCGAAGAGGCGUUGCGAUGGGUAAUGGAUUUGAUGAAGAAGCUUGGGAGUGGGUACUUUUUGCUAUCGCAAUUCCAGUGCCAAGAAGCAAUUCAGGCAUUGAGUGCGCUGCCUGUAGCUCAUCAAAGCUCACCCUGGGUUUUGGCGCUUAUGGGACGUGCUCAUUAUGAGCAGGCUUCAUAUGCAGAGGCAGAGAAGUUUUUUCGAAGAAUGCGCGCACAAUGUCCUUCGCGCCUAGAAGAUAUGGAAGUGUAUUCCACCAUCCUCUGGCAUUUGAAGCGGGAGACAGACCUCUCCUUUUUGGCUCAUGAACUUGUGGACGCCGCAUGGCACUCUCCGCAGGCGUGGUGCGCUUUGGGCAACGCCUGGUCUCUUGCACGAGACCCUGAGCAGGCCCUCAAAUGCUUCAAGAGGGCCACCCAACUGGAUCCAAAGUUUGCGUACGGCUUCACGCUGCAAGGACACGAGCAUGUUACCAACGAGGAAUACGACAAGGCCCUCACAGCUUACCGGCAAGCGAUAUCAGCGGAUAAGAGGCAUUACAACGCCUACUAUGGCAUUGGACGAGUCCAGCAACGCUUGGGCGCCUACGACAAGGCCCUUACCCACUUCCAGGCCGCCCAUCUCAUCAACCCUAACAAUGCUGUGCUAGUCACCUGCAUCGGAACAGCGCUUGAGAAGCAGAAGCAGAUCAUACCCGCACUACGUGCUUAUUCCAAGGCCGUCGAGCUCGCUCCACGUGCAGCUUCCACAAGAUACAAGAAAGCACGAGCUCUCCUCGCUGUUGGACAGACUGAGGAGGCACAGAGAGAACUUGUCAUCUUGAAAGAUUUGGCCCCAGAUGAGGGCACGGUGCACUUCCUCUUGGCAACGCUGUAUAGGAGUAUGAAUGAGAAGCAAGAGGCGGUUCGCCAUUAUACUAUUGCUUUGGCAUUGGAUCCAAAGGCUGGACCGCAGAUUAAGGAGGCGAUAGAGAGUUUUGAGGAUGAUAUACCAAUGGACGACUCAAUGAUUUGAUGAUGAUGCUCAUGAGUAUCUUUUUAAAGAGGGCUUGGAUGGUCAUCUGAGCAUUUUUGAUAAUAGGGGCUCAGAGUAGCACCACGUGUAAUAUGAACAAAAAAGGGGGAGGUUCGGUUUUUC
This is a messenger RNA of Trichoderma asperellum CBS 433.97, 2818 nucleotides long. RefSeq lists its product as uncharacterized. Lineage: Eukaryota; Fungi; Ascomycota; Sordariomycetes; Hypocreales; Hypocreaceae. Gene Ontology annotation, cellular component: anaphase-promoting complex; cytoplasm. Gene Ontology annotation, molecular function: protein binding. The record is from RefSeq and is a predicted model, not a curated record. Gene Ontology annotation, biological process: metaphase/anaphase transition of mitotic cell cycle; protein ubiquitination; cell division.